AUGACCGACGUUGUAAAACAAGAGCCGGCUCCGAUGGACCGUCUGGCUCUCAAAAGAACUUUAAAUGAUGAUGUCGAAGAUCAUGACGAUCUAAAGAAAUCCGAGAGCACCAAGCGGCCGGUGAUUGUUCCCGGUUGCAAACCAGAUCUGCGAUACCCGCUCUUGAAAACAGGACUGUGUUACGAUGUUCGUAUGCGUUAUCACGCUAAAAUCUUCACAUCAUAUUUCGAAUAUAUCGACCCACAUCCAGAAGAUCCCAGACGUAUUUACAGAGUCUACAAAAUUCUGGUGGAAAACGGAUUGGUGUACGAUCCUACGCUGAGCGGAAUCGAUAACAUCGGAGACUUUAUGUUGAAAAUACCAGUGCGCGAGGCAACAGAGUCCGAAAUUCUGCAAGUGCACACCAAAGAGCAUUUGGAUUUUCUGUCACGAACGCCGCAAAUGACCAGGGACCAGCUCAUGAAAGAAACAGAAAAGGGAGACUCUGUGUAUUUCAAUAACGACUCGUUCAUGAGCGCCAAAUUGUCAUGCGGAGGUGCAAUCGAAGCUUGCAAAGCCGUCGUGGAGGGACGUGUAAAAAAUGCAUUGGCCGUAGUGAGGCCUCCGGGACAUCAUGCAGAGCCUGAAAUGGCAGGUGGAUUCUGUCUGUUUAGCAACGUGGCCGUCGCUGCUCAAAAUAUGCUAAAAAGCUACCCAGAAAGUGUUCGAAAAAUACUGGUCAUAGACUGGGACGUUCAUCACGGAAAUGGAACGCAAAAGACCUUUUACGGUGACGAUAGAGUGCUAUACAUUUCCAUUCAUAGACAGGAGCUCGGAAAAUACUACCCGGGAACAUUGCAUGGUAAUUCUGACAGAGUUGGCGACGGGAAAGGCGAAGGUUUCAACUGUAAUAUACCGUGGCCCUGUGGCGCUUUUGGGGAUGCCGACUAUAUGUGGGCAUUUGAGCAGGUUAUCAUGCCCAUGAGCCGUGAAUUCCAGCCCGAUCUAGUAAUUAUAUCGUCCGGUUUCGACGCUGCCGAUGGUGACACAAUUGGCCAAUGUCACGUAACACCAAGCUGUUAUGGACAAAUGACGCACAUGCUCAAAUCUCUUGCUAGAGGUAAUCUUUGUGUUGUGCUCGAAGGUGGGUAUAGCUUGGAUUCCAUCGCUAAGAGUGCAUUGGCAGUUGCCAAAGUCUUGAUUGGCGAGCCUCCUGACGAGCUGCCUGAAGUUAAACAACCCAGACCUGAAGCACUUGAGGUUAUUGAUUCCGUUAUAAGAAUCCAGUCAAAGUACUGGAAAUGCUUUAAGGGAACACAUGCAAAUGACGGGUGCUCAUUCCAAGAAAAGGUCACCGAAACGAUUAUCAACAAAAAUUUCCCGCUUCAAAGAGCAAUUCGUCAGCAGCAAAUUCAGCUCCUCAAGAACGAGUAUAGCUUUGCCACUUUGCCACUAACUAACCUGGGGCUGCCAGAGGACACAGCCAUGUUAUCUCCUAACAUUUAUGAUGCACACGCAAUUUUGGUGUGUGUACAUGAUACCCCGGAAAUAUGGGCUCAACGCAGCCGUCUCACAGGUAACAUCGAUCCCUCAACUUCAAUAAUCGUGGACACCACAGUUGAUGUGAUAAAAUGGGGCAUAGAGAGGAAGUAUGGGAUAAUGGACAUUAAUAUACCUCAAUCUCUACAGGAGCAAGAUAACUACUCUGCCGUUACAACAGCUCAAGAACUGCUCGUCUUUAUUUGGGACAAUUACUUGAAGUUCUUUCCAGCGCUCGAUAAAGUAGCCUUCAUUGGAAUUGGAGACGCCUACAGUGGCGCUGUUCAUCUUCUGGGACAUAGAGACACUAGGAACAUUGUGAAAUGUGCUAUUUCAUUCAUUGAUCGGAAACCCUUGAGGCCCUUGAUACCUUUAGUGGAUGAGACUCUGGCGGAUUGGUAUUACAAAAACUCUUUGGUUUUUGCAAGCAAUGAGAAUGCGUGCUGGGGAAGUGAUGGCAACGAUAGUAAAAAGCCUAGAAAGAAGUUUGGGCGGGUGCUGAGAUGCGACUCUGAUGGUCUUAAUAAAAAUUUUGAAGAAAGAUUUGAUGAGGCGACAGAUUUCAUUCUGGACGCUUUUGAAGAAUGGAGCGACAGUGACUAG
Molecule: messenger RNA, 2121 nt
Organism: Lachancea sp. 'fantastica'
Lineage: Eukaryota; Fungi; Ascomycota; Saccharomycetes; Saccharomycetales; Saccharomycetaceae
Source: the annotation of a GenBank genome assembly